Molecule: messenger RNA, 1236 nt
Organism: Dothidotthia symphoricarpi CBS 119687
Lineage: Eukaryota; Fungi; Ascomycota; Dothideomycetes; Pleosporales; Dothidotthiaceae
Product: acetylxylan esterase
Exons: 5
Coding region: 1-1236 (411 amino acids)
Molecular function (GO): carboxylic ester hydrolase activity
Source: RefSeq, a predicted model, not a curated record
AUGAGGCUUGUUUCAACUCUUCAAAGCUUCCUGGCGCUUGCAACUCUGGCCAGCUCUGUUAUUCUCCAGAAUGGACAAGUACGUGAGACUAAUUAUCCAGACACCAAAAUCGCAUCCAUAGGCUCAAACACGACCGGCUGGAAGACGUAUGGACCGAAUGCGACAGAGCUCUCCUACAAGGGACGCUGGGACAAGAAGCAUAUCUCUUGGUGGGCAGCGCCAGGGCUGAAAUUCGGCUUCGAAGGCCAAGAUGUCGCAAUCACAUUUGGCGAGUACACAUCUCAAGGCGUUCUGAUUGCCUACCGCGUUGCAGGCCUGGACUGGCAAUUCACAAAUGUCACGGCAAACGCAACUCAUCACCUCGUGUCACCAAGUACGCCUGGUCUCAAUGCCACGCUACCCGAUCAAUUACCACUUACGUUUGAGAUGAGAGUCACCAACUGGGGCUACGGCGUGCAAAUCUCCGCCAUCCACCUCUCCCGCCCAUCCCACCUAAUCAAGCUCCCCAACUACUCCAAAUCCCUAGAAUUCAUCGGCGACUCGCUCACAGCAGGCAUGUACGCCACCUACGAAGCCUUCAGCGGCUUCGGCUACACCAUCGGCGCGGGGCUCGGCAACGUAGAAUUCAGCGUCACCGCACACCCAGGAAUCUGCCUGCACGACGCAAACUGCUGGGGCAACCCGCGCGGCCAAACAUACCAAUGGUUCCAGACGCGCGACACAAACGCCCGCGCUUUGACUAUCUACCCCAGCAACACAACCGAGCCGUGGGAUUUUGCCGCCCACCAGUCCGCGGACAUCGUGCUGAUCAAUCUCGGCACAAACGAUAAUAAUACCGCUAACAACGUGACAAACGCACAGUAUCUAUCCAGCUACAUCGCCUUCGUCGCGGACGUGCACACCGUGUACCCCGACGCGCAGAUCAUCCUGAUGAGUCUGUGGAACGGCUUCUACCAGAGCGGAAACACGUAUAAGCAGGCCGGCGCGUUUGUCGACGAGAUUUACAACGUGUAUCAGCACUACCAAGACGGUGGGUUUGUGCACUACUUCAACAGCACGGGGAUCCUGCAGCAUAAUGAUAUCGGGCCGCAGUGGCAUCCUACGGAUGCUGGGCAUUUGAAGAUUGCGAGCCAUGUUAUGCAGUAUAUUCGUAUUAAAUUUGGCUGGGAGUUUGCUGCGACGGGGCCGGAGGUUCAGCAUGAUACGCUGUAUUGGAAUGAUGAGUCUAGCUAUUAG